UCCCCAUUUCUCAACAUCGAAGCAUAAAGAUCUCUCCCUUAUAAUCUCUCUCUUAUAAUCUCUCUCAUAACGAUGGCAGAUGUCGGAACUAGUGCUCUUGAGGCCGUUAAAGGCGGUCCUCAUGACUUCCGCUCACUUCUUUCUUCUUCAAAAAGGAAUUUCCUAGUCCGCAACUCCGGCAAUCAGUUGGGUUUUGAUGUUUGAUUAUGAUUCUUGUUCGGGUAAAAAGCUUGAAUUGAUUUUUGAAAUUAAUUUGUUCAAGUUUUGGAGAUUGGAAUGGAAAAUAUUGAAAUUGUUUAGUUUAUGAAUCAUAAAUUUAGUGUUUAGGUAGCUUCACAAACUCUAUUGUUGAGAUCACGAGUGCUCUAACACCUGAAAAACCUGAGGAUGUUUCCUUAAGAAAAAUACUUCGAUACU
Molecule: messenger RNA, 417 nt
Organism: Rubroshorea leprosula
Lineage: Eukaryota; Viridiplantae; Streptophyta; Magnoliopsida; Malvales; Dipterocarpaceae
Source: the annotation of a GenBank genome assembly